This is a messenger RNA of Fusarium sp. VM40, 615 nucleotides long. NCBI's taxonomy places the organism in Eukaryota, Fungi, Ascomycota, Sordariomycetes, Hypocreales, Nectriaceae. The record is from the annotation of a GenBank genome assembly.
AUGGCUUCCACAGAACCAGCACAGCUGCCCCCAGCGGCCGAGCGUCAAUCCGAGUUUGAACAAGCCGUCGCAUACGCUCUUCACCUUUGGCCUGCCCUGAGACUCUCCGUCCAAGAGGGCUGGGGUGGUCCCGACUCUGCCGACAAGCGUGAUUGGUUUGCCGGCGCCGUUGUCGAGCUCUUCCCCGAAUACACCGAUACGCCCCCCAAGAAUGGAAAGGCCCCUGAGGAUCCCGAUCUGGAGGAGGUAGAGACUGUCCUGCUACAGGUCAUGAUUGACGAGUUCGAGGUCAACGUCGACGAUGAUUCAGGCACUGAAGUAGCCAACAACAUUCUCCGUGCUCGCGCGAGCUGCACCCUUGGUACUUUCGACGAGGUUAAGGCCCUGCGCACACGCUGGUCGAACCUCAGUGGAACAAAGGUUGAUAAGAUCUUCAAGAAGGCCGACGACGCCGACCAAGACACGGACUGGGAAAGCGACGACUCCGGCGAUGAUGGAGAGGGUGGUGCUGAUGUUGAGAUGGAUGAGGCUCCCCCUCUGGUAGCAGCGCCCAAGGAGAAGCCCCAACCUCAAGUCGACGAGGAUGGCUUUACUAUGGUCACCAAGAAGAAAUAA